This is a messenger RNA of Phoenix dactylifera (date palm), 1264 nucleotides long. RefSeq lists its product as uncharacterized. The record is from RefSeq and is a predicted model, not a curated record. Gene Ontology annotation, cellular component: SUMO-targeted ubiquitin ligase complex. Lineage: Eukaryota; Viridiplantae; Streptophyta; Magnoliopsida; Arecales; Arecaceae. Gene Ontology annotation, biological process: ubiquitin-dependent protein catabolic process. Gene Ontology annotation, molecular function: SUMO-ubiquitin ligase activity; SUMO binding; ubiquitin protein ligase activity.
UACCACGCAUGCCUCCAUGCAAUUACACAUGCAACGCGCUUGACAUCACCCACACUUUGGCCCGUUCCGCCGCCAAUUUUGAUUGAACAAAGUGGUCGUCCAGGAGAAGGGAACUCGGAAAUCUCUCUCUGUGAAUCUUGUCCCUUUUCUCGAUUCCAAUCUUGCCUUAACUAAACCCUAGAUCUUGGGCAGAGAAAGGAAAGAAGAGCCCUUCUUAUACCCGGGACCCCCUCCGGUUCCUUCCCCACCCUAACCCUAAUCGGGGUCGCCAGGAUUUUGCUGACUGAUAUCAUACAUAGCAUGAGUACAUGGGAGCUGCUGAGGCGAUCUGGGAAGAGGCAGGCAAGGGACGGUACCCGUGUGAAGAUGGUUCUAAAUGUUGACCUCAAUGUGCCACCACUUGAGAGCUGGUCGGCGGAUGGAGCUUCCGGUUCUGCACAUCCAUGUGUAUCGCAGGGAGCUGCUGUUCCUGUCAAUCCUCAGUGCAGUCAUUCCACCAGAGGGCAGCAAGGGGUGGUUCCCACAUCCAAUAAUGGGUUAAGCAGUUUGCCCAUUGAUGUAGAGGCACUUGAGGAUGAAGUUGAGAUGCUCUCUUCCUUGAGAGAAUUUCCUCAAACAAGAAACCAUGCCAGGAGGAACCAACCUGUGACGGUAGUCCUAGAUGGAGAUCUUGAAUCGAGACCAAGACAAUCAGGGGUCGCUAUUGGGGAACCGGUGACCACAUUAUUCCUCAACACUCAUAACAAGCGUGAAAGGAUUCCGACAAACAUGACUAUAAUUAAUUGUGAUCUUUAUCUGGAUCCGGAAGAAGAGAAUAAUGAAAAGAAGAGGGCUCUGAUGAAAUCUAAUCUGGAGCCAGAAAAGGUUGUUGCAAAGGAACCCACCUUCACCUGCCCUGUUUGCAUGAACCCGUUGGUUGAGGCAUCAUCAACUAUUUGUGGCCAUAUUUUCUGUGACAGCUGCAUCAAAGCCUCCAUUAAAACCCAAAAGAAGUGCCCUACCUGUAGGCGGAAGCUUACUAUGAAUAACUUUCAUAGGGUGUACCUCCCAACCAUUGAUUGACUGAGUGGAGUCUCAUUCAUUUCCUUUUGUGGCUCCCGCGAUACUUGUUUUAACUACCCUUAGGGUCUGGGAAAGCCACUCUUCAGGAUUUUAACAACUUUUGUCUGACAAAUGUUAACAAUUAAAGUUAACUGGCAAUGUGAUUACAUAUACAUUGUUUGUGGUGCGAUGAGUUGAGGAAUCUAAAUUCAUAUGCUGCUUA